GGUGCGAACGACGUUCUGUUCGAGAGAGAAGGGCAGAGAGAGAGAGAGAGAGAGGAAGGGGAAAUGGUGGUGUUAGGAGGAAUAUGGUGCGGGUGAGCCGACGGCGAUGGCAUGAGGACAUUAGUAAGGAAGAGGUGCGGGUCUAGCGAGGAGGAGGAUGAGGAUGGUGGUGGGCGUGAUGGUCCUCGGUCAGCUACUGACGAGGAUUUUGCUCGCUGCCCAUGCGGGAGAUCGGCUCGCGGCGGCUCGCAGAAUACUCAGGGACGUGCCUUUGAUAGACGGGCACAACGAUUUACCGUGGAACAUACGCAAGUUCUUGAAGAAUCAGCUGAGGGAGUUCAGGUUUGAUGACCUGAGGGAUACCCAUCCCUGGUCCCGGAGCGCGUGGAGCCACACGGAUCUGAGAAGAUUGAAGGAGGGGAUGGUUGCAGCGCAGUUUUGGUCAGCUUACGUCCCCUGUUCCUCCCAGCACCUCGACUCGGUCCAACUGGCACUCGAGCAGAUCGACCUGAUUCGUCGGCUGGUCAACAAGCAUCCUGAAAGCAUGGUCCUCGUUACCACGGCGGAAGGUAUAGAGAGGGCUCACAAGGAGGGUAGAUUAGCGAGCCUGAUAGGGGUGGAAGGGGGCCACGCGGUUGGAGCGAGUCUGGCUGUUCUGAGGAUGUUGUACGAGUUGGGCGCCAGAUACCUCACUCUCACGCACACGUGCAACACGCCUUGGGCAGAAUGCAGCACAGCGGAUGAACCCGGUCAAGUGGCACGCAUCGGCGGUCUGUCCAAUUUCGGCAAGAGUAUCGUGUUGGAGAUGAAUCGACUCGGGAUGAUGGUGGAUUUGUCGCACGUGUCCGUGCCCACGAUGCUGGUCGCCAUGAAGACGUCGAGGGCGCCUGUCAUCUUCAGCCACAGCAGCGCUCACGCCCUCUGCAAUUCCUCGCGAAAUGUGCCUGACCAUGCGCUGCGACGUUUGGCGCAGACAGAUGGUAUAGUUAUGGUAUCCUUCUAUCCCCAUUUUAUCAGCUGUGGCGAGAAAUCGACGUUGGAGGACGUGGCCGCUCACAUAGAUCACGUGCGAAAGAUCGCUGGCGUGGAUCACGUGGGGAUAGGGGCCGGCUACGACGGAAUCAAUCUAACACCGACGGGCUUGGAGGACGUAAGCAAGUAUCCGGAGCUUUUCGCGGAGCUGUUGGCGCGUGGAUGGUCGGAGAGAGACAUUCAGAAAUUGGCAGGCCUGAAUCUGAUUCGAGUGUUCAAGGCGGUGGAGAAGGUUCGAGACGACAUGGCCGCGGACGGGGUGGAACCUUUGGAGGAAGAGAUCCCGCACGAGGAUAUAAUCGGUCGGGAUUACUGCCGUUACAACGUGAAACGACCGAUCGCCCCGUAAUCAUCGUUGCGAAUCGACUAGGGGAAUAAUGGGGAAUGGUCGAAGAAUGGGGAGACGUGGUAAUCGUCGCAGUGGAAAGAAAGAGAUGCCUCGGUUCGGGAGGCAAGAUUCCAGAGGCUCGUAAUUCCGCUUCGACGAAUCGAGCUUUCCUCCGACUUUCCUUUCUCUCCAUUCUUCUUUCCCAUUUUAUUAUCCGCGAUUCUCGGCCGCGUACGAACGUAAAGUAGAUAGGCAAACUCGAUUUCCUCCUCCUUCUCGAGUGUCGCAAAAAAUAUGGAGGAGAAUCGAGAUGAAAGAGGGCUGAGAGAGAGAGAGAGAGAGAGAGAGCUCGAUUCGUCGAGAUUUGAUUUUCCUCUCGAGGAAGGAGGGAAACGACGGAUCGUUGGCGAGAUAACGAUACACGAUAGAGAGGAGUUGGUCGUCCCCGGAAGGAAGACUUUCGAAGACCAAGGCCGGCGUUCGGCCGUCGAAGAAUUUAAGCUGCCGUAAUGUGUUUAAUUUGCACUCAACGAUCAUUUCGUCGAUCCUGGAACCAAAAAUCGCGCGUUCUAGUCAAUAUAAUUGAUCACAUUAUGUAUAAAUAUGUACACAUUGACGAUCGAUUUCGCGAACGACUGACACCGAUCGUGAGAAACACGAGCGGUGACUGUUAUUCGAUUCGAGUGGACGACUGCUUCGAUGUGUGUCCUACCGUGUAUACGUGUGUGUGCGUGUGCGUGUGUGUGCGCGAGAAAGAAAGAGAACUAACGAUGUUUGUACAUACGGUACCUGAAGUCGAUGAACAUAUUGAUUCUCCUUAUAGAACAAACCGACCGGACAAAAUUUUCACCGGAACAAUUCAAUCGUGAUCCUCUCAAAAAUCGUGAAUAAUCACUCGCAUGAUUACUCUCGUUUUCGUUAAAAAGAGAGAGAGAGAGAGAGAGAGAAAAAGUUCAUAUUCGUUCGUAAAACUCGUAGCAUCCAUCUCGGUUUAGAAGAUUCUAGAUGGCCGGUUUGAUCAGACUGUCGAGGAGGAAAACUAGAUACCAAAUUAGGCUCGAAGAAGCUCGAUAAAAAGAAAAAAAGUGAAACGUUGACAAAGUCAACGGACGAGAAAACUUUUCCUACGAUUUUGCACGAUCGAAGUUGACGUCGAUGUCGCGUUGUUACGAUUGUUCACAACGAUGACGUUCUCAUUCAUUGUAACCACCACUUUUUAAGGCUCGUAUAUUCUAAUUAACGCACCGAGUAAAUAUCCUUUCUUAACGAUGUUUUUACACUAAACUUUUAAUAUAGGCCAGAUUUUAAAAACGGGCGAGCAUGGAGCAAAAGAAAAAGAAAAGAAAAAAAAAGUAAAGGAAAUACGUAUAGAGCAUAUGAAAGCAAGUCGAAAACGUAUUAUCAACUUCCCUCGUGCCAUCGAUUACAAUUUGAUCGUUUUCAUUUUACGCGAAUCUGCGUAUCGUUUGAAACUUAUUAUAUUCACUUAUGUUCCGAUCGAAAAAAGAAAAAAAGAAGAAGAAGAAGGAGGAGAAGAAGGAGAUAGAAA
Messenger RNA from Apis florea (little honeybee), 2909 nucleotides. Its product is annotated as dipeptidase 1. NCBI's taxonomy places the organism in Eukaryota, Metazoa, Arthropoda, Insecta, Hymenoptera, Apidae. Gene Ontology annotation, molecular function: metallodipeptidase activity. Gene Ontology annotation, biological process: proteolysis. The record is from RefSeq and is a predicted model, not a curated record.